CUCCAGCCCAAUGCUAACAAGUUGCUCAAAGCCCAGGCCACCGCCCAACAGCCCUACGGGCGAGGCUCUAGGUGGUUCGUCACCACCACCUGUAAGUUGUCAUUGAAUUGAUCUGAAUGCCUCCAGCGCUAACAUUGAGUCUGAAGCCUCCUCCACCUCCCUCUCCCAAGAACAAGCCCACUGAGCUUCUCGAGGCUGUGGACACGCUCGUCAAGGUCAUCGGAGUGAAGCUUGCAGGCGACUCUCCACCACCUGUCCUGCCUAUAUCUCUAAAGGCAAAGCUCGACGAGCUCGUUAAGGCUAUCGGCUUAUUGCUGAAGGUUAUCUGCCUCAAGCUUGAUCGCGGCGACUCUCCCCCACCUCCACCUCCACCUCCAUCUCCCAAGUCUAAGCCUGACAAGUGUUACGAGGGUGAAAACCCACUGCGUCAUGAUCCCCCCUUCCCUCCCGUGCCCGUGUUGGGUGAUCAGGCUGUCGAUGUGCAGCGGCUUGGACGCGGAGACACGCCCCCUCCACCUCCACCGCCCUUUUCCAAGGCCAAGCCCGAGGAAUGUGAUGGUAAAACCAAUUUUUUGCCACACUCUCCUCCUCAUCAUCCUCCUCCUCCUCGUAACGAUUUCGGUCGUGGAGAUGCUCCACCUCCGCCUCCGCCUCCUUCACCCAAGGCCAGGCCUGACGAGAACUCAGACCUGUACACUCCUCCUCUUUCGUCACCUAGUGAGUGUUUUCUAUGUUCGAUUCAGGAUCCAUGGUGCUAACGUUUGACAGAGCCUCCAGGCCCUCCUCUGACUCCGUCUUCUCACGAUGGCGGGGCGUUGGUCGCUUGUAUUUGAGACGAUGGUGCAGAGGCAAAAUACUUAAUGGUGUUGGGUUUACGUAGUAAGACCGAGUUGCUACGGUAAGUGUAAGGAGGAGCAUGAUGGGUGGAU
This is a messenger RNA of Macroventuria anomochaeta, 929 nucleotides long. RefSeq lists its product as uncharacterized. Bases 117 to 758 code for a protein of 213 amino acids. The record is from RefSeq and is a predicted model, not a curated record. The transcript has a single exon. Lineage: Eukaryota; Fungi; Ascomycota; Dothideomycetes; Pleosporales; Didymellaceae.